CGCGCCUGCCCCGUGAACGAGCGAGAGAGAGAAAAAGUGGGGACAGGAAAGGAGGGCGCGGGCACGGGCACGCCGAGCCUCCCUCUCUGGUCAGCGCGGAUGGAGUGAGGUCGCAGACAGCGGAGGCGGGGAACCGGUGGGCGGAGCAGCGCCGCUGCGACACGGGGGUUGCGGUUAGCGGAGAAUAAGAAGGCGGGAGGCGCGGCGCAGCGGCUCCCAGGAUCCGCUGGCUUGGGGAGACCGUCUCUGGGACAGCUUGUCCCUCCCCCUGAGGCACCGUCUCCGGGACACAUUCCCCCUCGUUCUCUAGAGUUACCCACCCGCCCCUCUAGCGUACGGGGCAGGGACACCCUCCCUCCCUUGCCCCCCGCCGCCGAGCAUCGCCUCCAGGACCGCUUCCCCCGACCCACCGAGAGCAAAGUCCGGGGCGCUCCCUAACCCCCGGGACACAGCCACCCCCCGGUCCCCUCAAGAUGGGCGUGCGGGCGGGCGGCUGGCGCCAGCUGGUCGACUACUUGCACGACCCGCACAGGGUGGCCAAAUUUCAGCAGCUGUGCGGCGUGGCCGCCGUGCGCUCCGCCCAGCCCCUGGUUAACGGCGGCGGUGGCUGCCGCCAUGCGGCCGGGGCCGGGGCGGCUGGCGAGGCCGGCACCAGGCACCGCCGAGACCCCGGCGCCCCGAACAAGAACGGCGUGGCCUGCGAGCCGGCCGCCGGGCACUGCGGCGACUCCGCCGCCGCUUCCUCCUCCUGCAGCCCUGGAGAAGCCGAGCGACAGCCGCCGGCCGCCGACCCCACGAAGAAGCCGAGGCGCAGGAACUCGCUGAACGAGGAGGAGGCGGCGGGUGCCGAGUUCAUCAUCCGCAACCGGCUGCUCUACUAUCUCUUCAGCCUGGGCACCGAGCUGGGCAACGAGCUCUUCUACAUCACCUUCUUCCCCUUCUGGCUCUGGAACAUCGACCCGUACGUCGGCCGCCGCCUGAUCGUCAUCUGGGUGUGGGUCAUGUACCUGGGCCAGUGCACCAAGGAUAUCAUCCGCUGGCCGCGACCCUCCUCUCCUCCCGUGGUCAAGGUGGAAGUCUUCUACGACUCCGAGUACGGGAUGCCCUCCACUCACGCCAUGUCGGGCACCGCCAUCCCCUUCUCGCUCUUCUUCUUGACCUGCGGCAGAUGGGAGUAUCCAUAUGCGAUUGGACUACUCCUCGCUUCAAGCUGGUGCAUCCUUGUAUGUCUCAGUCGACUUUAUAUGGGGAUGCAUUCUGUUUUGGAUGUAAUUGCUGGUGUGCUUUACAGCAUUCUAAUCCUGAUCAUCUUCCACCCAGCUUUGGACUUAAUUGACAACUUCAACUUAACCUGCAAGUAUGCCCCUUUAUUCAUCAUCAGCCUUCACCUGGGAAUGGGCCUUUUUUCAUUUACCUUGGACACAUGGAGUACAUCUCGUGGAGAUACUGCUGAAAUUUUAGGCACAGGAGCAGGUAUCGCUUGUGCUUCUCACGUCAAUCACAUGUUUGGCAUAUUGCCUGACCCGCCACUUGUUGCUCUACCAUUUUCUCCCCCCUCGAUCACAUUUAAUCUCAUCGCAAGAGCAUUUCUACGUUUCGCAGUUGGGGUUGUAGUCCUUUUAUUGACCAGAGCAGUGCUGAAAGCAAUCACUAUCCCCCUGGCCUGCAAAAUAUUCCGUAUUCCAUGCACUGACAUUCGCCAGGCACGAAAAAGAAUGGAAGUAGAACUUCCCUAUCGUUACUUGACAUAUGGAACAGUAGGAUUUGUGGCCCUAUUCCUGGUUCCCUGCUUGUUCAAUUACCUGAACCUCUCUUGAUGGGAGACGAUGUGCUUUUCACAGAUUCUUCGAAAGAAGGAAUGCAAAGUUUUAAUGGGGUGGGGGGAGGAGAGGGGAAAUGGUUAUAUAUUCUGCCUCAACCCUUUUGAGCUGCCAUUUACUUGGACACAUGAAGCCUGGAAGGUGGCAAGAGGAAAAUAAUGGACAUGACCAAAAUGUAAGCUCGUUACUAUUCCCACUCUCAAAUAGAGGCUUCCUGAGGCCAACCAUUCUGAAGAGAACAUGAGGAGAAUGAACUCUUAAUGAUUAUGAAAAUUCUUCUUAAAUUCCAGCAGAAGCUGAUUAAAUCUGUGCAGAAUGAGCUCAGUGUAAUAUAAUUGUAAUAGACUCAAGGUUCAGGUAUCUAACAGCUUAUUCAAUUGUGCCUUUUAGUUUAUUGCACAAGAAUUGCUGUAAUUUCUGCAGUGAUCAUAAAUUUUAAAUGCCUCAGAUAACUUGUGCAACUCUUGUGUUCCUGACACUUCCUUGUACACUUAUUUAGUUUUAAGUUUUAGUCUUGAUACUUGUUCAUUUUUGGAUCGCAUUCUUAAUUUGCAAUUUAAACUUGCUUUCAGAGUACUGGAGUUGUAAAAGGAGUUUCAUCUGAGUGCUUAGAUGCAUAAUUCUUUUCAGUUUUAGAUGGACCUACUUCUACGUACAUUCUAAAAUAAGAAGCAUAAGGUGCCACUAUCUCUGAAUUGGAUCUCUUUGUAUACAAGUGCAUUCAUUGGGUUUAAAUUUUCUCUCUGAUCUCCUUGUUAAACCUUUAUUGCUUAUGUCUCGCAUUUAGAGCUAUUGACCAUUGGAACUUUCUUCAUGUUAAAGGAAAAGAUAAAAUAACUGGACAUUAUGAAAGCCAAAAUUAGUGCUUCACAUGUUGGAAGUUGGACUUCGCUCCAACCAAAAGUCCUCUGAUGGACGGACUUGAUUGUGAAUGUUCUCCAGUAUAACGAGUCUUUUCUGUGCCCUGAGCACUUGUUUAGGGGAAAAUGCUGCAAUGAUGUAUUCGUCUUGUUGCUUUAGGCAUUGAAAAAUCAUACCUUUGUUCUACCAUUGAUUCACCAUGCUAUCCUGUUAAAUGCAGAUCCUAUAGGUUGAACAAUCUGAGACUUAAAUAAUGAAAACAGCUGUUGUUCUAGAUUUGAGCCUUGAGCAUUAUUGCAUGACUUCCUAUUAUGGUAGCCAAGAUCACAUAUGGUACUAACUGUGUUACUGGUGUUUGAGUCACUGAAGUAGACCUUGUUUAUAUUUUACAGUGUGGCUUUGCACCCUUGCUCUAUAUGCAGUAUGGGAUCAGGUUGUCAUGUGUGGUGAGCUUGUUAGUGUAAAGAUCUCUUCUAAUAAAUAAUGUUUUUGACUUCUUCAAUCUGUAGAUUAUGUUAUCAUGGAUAACCUGAUACCCUUAUUUGAAGAUUGCAAGUAGAUUGUGUAUUAAUUGAACCCUAUACUUUUUGCAUGGGGCUCUGCAGUUCAGUGAGCCCUACAUAAAAGCUACAUUUUGUAUCCAUCUGUUUCUCAGCCCCUGUUUAAUUUCAUUUUUUCCCCCAAUCUUCCAGAAUUUAAGUGAUAAUGGUAAUCCUGUCAAGAGGAACUUGAGCUGUGCUUACCUUAACAUAGCAUUAAUCAAAACCACAUUGUUACAACACAAACUAUAUUAAAACAAAACUAUUUUGUUUAACUUGCAGUAUGAAAUGCUUUCUCUUUUCCCUUCUCCAUACUGUUUGGGCCAAUACCAGAAAGUCCAAUGGGAAGAAUGCUGACCAGUUCCUUUCAAAAUGCUGUCAUUUGCUCAUGUCUAGAGGAAUUGUUAUUACUUAAUUGAUUUCAGUAUAAAAGUGCGUUUACGUACAAGUGUUCUGUUAAAGGAAGUAUCCCUUUGUUGAAAGUUAGGUUUAAAUUGAUUUUUCUAUACAUAAGAUUGCAGAACACUGACAAGCAGGUGUCAUCCUUUCCCUACCAUGCAGCUUUACCCUUUAUUGAAAAUGAAUGUUGGUCUUAUCUGUAAGGAGUUAAUAGAUGUAAAACCAAAUAAUAUCCUUUUAGAAAGUUUAUGCUGCGUAAGAGAGAAAACAUCCCAUGGAUCUUAUCAGUGACUACGAUGGGUUUCUAAUGGAGAAAUCCGUCAAAAUAUUCCUGAAUAUUCUUUAGACUUUAUUUUAACAGGAUGUGCAGAUUGAAGGCAUUUCCCUCACUGACUUUUUAAGUUUAAAAAAAAAAGUAGCUUAACAAUAUAUUUGUGUAGGUUGCAUAAUCUGUCUUGGGGUAGUGUAUCUCUCUCAUUGUGUAAUUUCUAAAAUUACUUUUUGGGUAGAGAUCUACUGAACCUGAUUUGACCCUGUUUACAUCUCAAAAUUUUUAUAUGGAGCUAAUCUGAUCUGAUUAGAGCCUGUGAUAUUUGUUUACUUUUACAGAUCAACAGUAUUCCAUGGUAUUGGGGCAUGCUUUGUUCCUAUACCAUUCCAUUAAACCGUAGAUGUAUUUAUGAGACUUGCUGUCAAUGGUAUCACUGUAUUCAUAGGAUAGGAUAUUGAAGGAUAUUAUGAAGGGAAGUAGGGAGGAAUGAUUUUUAUAAAUUUGUUCUUUAAAUACUUCCCACAAACCAACCAACCCCAUUGAUUUUUGUAUUUAGCUAAAACCAUCAAAUGUGAUUGAGGAUGAUGUGACAAAUUGCUGUACUCUCUACAUGUGAUCAUAUAAGCCAAAUGUGCAGCAAAAUAUAGAAGCUGUAAUAUGCUUGAGCAGUGUAGUAAAUUUGGAAAUUCUGGAUAUAUUUGGUUUCCAAUUUAGAAGCUUAAUGUGAUGAAUUAAUUUAUUCCCACGGCUCUUGGUGGUCUUUCAUCUUUAAACUUGGCUUUCAUUAAUAACACCUUUUCAACUAUUCCUUGCCAAGAUCUCAGACGUUAUUUGUCGACUAAGAGUAGAGUUGAAGCUUCUAACCUGCUGAAGGUGAUGUCACCAAAAUAUUGGUUUGUUUGCAUUACUAUUAAAUAGCUGCUAAAUGUAGGAAUCUGAAAUUGACUCCAGAACAAACAACGUCCAUGAAUAUUGACUUGAAGUUUGAUUUGUUCCCCCCACCCCACCCCCACUUUUCCCAAAGGUAGCACAGUGUUUAAGGAGACCAUAUACCACCUUCACUAAUUUGUGAAGCCAAUACUACGGUACCUGGCUCAGCAUUCGGGAUGCGCUCCCAGGAAUGAAGGUUCUCAUGGAAAUGGCCAUGAUAGCAUUAGAUGUUAUUUGCUGUGCUGGGGACACGAUCUUUUAACACCACUUGUUUGACGUGAUGGGAGCUGCUCUCUCCCCUCUCUUUGGCCAGCCCUGAGACUCCCUGUGGUACAAAGCUCAACGAUAGCCACUGGCCUUUGAGCUCAUGUAGUAGCUUUCAUCACAUCCAACAGGAAGUGAUGAGAGAGGCCGUAGAAUCCGGGCAACCUGUCAACACAUGGAGUAGGUGCUGCCCGUCCUUAGCAACAGCUGCAUUCAAUAUGCCUGCCGAAAUGCUGCUGUGAGCUGCACGUCCCAGUGCUAAGCAGCCAUGCUGCUUGCCCCGACCAGCCACCUCUCCGCACCACCCAUGGAACUGUAAGAACGCCAGCGUGGGACAGGGUUUUGAAACGUGGCAUUCAGCCGGAGCAGAUUUUUUUUUAAGGUACGGGUGGGGAGGGGUGGUAUGUACCUCUGCUUAGACAGCAGGACUAAGAGUGCUAUAAUGAAUAAGUGCUCUGCUGGGCAGCAUGAAUUAGGGUACUUAUGAGUAUCUAGCUCCAUGCUGCACUUUAAUGAAUUAUUGGAGUUGAAAUGUCAGGAAAGGUAUUUGCAAUGGUCUCAAUGUGGCCAUAAAAGGAAAAUUGGCUCUGUCUUGAUGCUGGCUAGCCAUUAAGCUCCAGAGGAAUAAAUAAAUGCAAGUUGAAUAAGGUCACAUCUGACUGCUAGAACAGUGAGCAGCAUUAUACCUCAAAUGUGAAAAACCUAUCUUGGCUGAAGUAGAGUGUGUUGCUACAACUCAUUGAAAUACACCAACCUGAAUUGUGGUUUCUAAGAGAUGGGUAAAAUGGGAGUUACAGUAUUUUCUUAUCUGGAUUAUUCAGUUUUCAUUCUUUGCAAAUGAAUGCCAUUCACAAUCUUGCAGUCAGGGAUUAAUAUUGACUUUUCUACAUCUUUUGAUUGAGUUAAGUCUGUUCUUGAUCUGUUGGCAGAAGGCUUUGGUUUUACUUUGUUGUCAUUGCACCUUUUCACCGACUAUUCUGAUGGUGAUAUUUGAGGCCAAGAAGGUAUACUAUAAUGACAGCUGCACUUGUACACAUACCCAAUUUUUCCAUUGCUGGAAGGGCUAAGUUUAUAAGCAAGGACUAUCUAUCCAUAUUGGCAUUUGCUGGUUCUGUUAAGUAUCAGUGGUGCAAGUACUUUUAUCAGCUCAUGACAUUAAGAGGCAAGAUGUGUGCAUUACAUAAGAUAUCCACAAAGGGUUCAUGAAUUAAGCAUUGAUCAUUUUAUGCAAAAAGUUGACUUGGCCUGGUGCAAAUGUACCUUUUUUUUGUUCCAAGCCUUACUACAUGUGGUUGAGUUGUGGAGAACAUUUUUCUAAAUGCUUACUAUUGUUUUAAUGGAUUUAAAAUAUAAUAUAUGGUUAUCUUGUCAACUUUGUCAACUACAUUUCAGAUUAUAUGAACAAUAUAAAUAAUCCAUUGUAAAAUUCGAAUUGAAGGAUAAAUAGUCCCAUGAUGCCUAUGAACAAUUAAUUUUUUGGAAUGCUCCCUCCUUAUUCCAUGUCAGUAAAUGAAGCUUGUUUGAAUUUGGGGAGCAUAAUUGUUUAAUUUUUUUCAAACUGUUAAGUGUUAUAACCAAAGCAGACUGCAACACUAAAACCUGUGUACCCUUGAAUGGUGAAACUUAAUGAAUCCAGAAGUGGCUCAUAACUCUCUUGCUUGCAUUUUAACAACAAAAGUAUUAAACUUGUUUUUUUAUGCGGUAAGAUAUGCAGUGUUUUUUUGACAUGUUUUGUACCACUUUCCUAUUCAUACACACUAAAAGGGUUUUGAUUUCUCAGCACUUUGCAAUGGUGCAUGCUGUAAUGUAGAAUUGGUGAAUCACUUGAAACUAAAGUGUUUCUUUAAACUGUUAUGGGAAUAAAUGUUUAAAAAAGAAUGGAAAACGGUUUUGAAAUUCUGAAAUGCUCCAGUCCUUAAAGGAUUAAAAUAUUUUGAAUAAAACAUGUUUAUUUAUUAAAACACUGUGCAAUUCCUUUGCUUAAAUGCUAACUAAUUUAAGAUUCUACAUGAUGUACAAUUUGGUUAAGAAUUAUAGUGAUUCUUUGAAAAUGUUUUGUCCGUUAAUAGCAAGGUCCAAAUGUUCUUGUACCAAGACCAGCUGAUUGUCUCAACUACUAACUUUGCGCCUUUGACACAAUUCCCUUGCACAUAUUUAAAAUUGUCAUCCAAUUGAAACAGUAUGAACGCUCAGGCUCCAAGCCAAUUGGUUGCUGUGAUAAAUUAGAUCCUUCCAAAUUGAAAUGUGAGAAUGCAUUGUGUACGGAUGGAAAAGGGGCUGACGAAUCUGGAAAAUGAGCUCUGCCCCAGGAUUGGUUUGAGGGAUGCAUUGGUACUCAGAAUGUAAAUCACACUGGCAAACAGUGUAUCCAAUAAAAAGUUCUGAUGAGUAUGUGUUUCUAACAAAUAUGUCUCCACCUGCCUACAAACUUUCCAUGCAGCUUAGUCAUAAUAGAUCCUGUCAUUUCAACUAACUGAUUAAAAUGGCAAGAGAUGCUUAGAGUUGUGGAAUUAGUUCUGGAGUCCUGGUACAAUAGCAAAGCACAUUAACAACCAUGCAGUUGUAGGGAAUGGUUGGUUGUCCCUUUUGAUCUUCAUUUGAGCAAUCAUAAAGACUGUGAACUUUACAAUGAAUGCAUUAGUGUAUUUCAGAUUGUAAUCAUAUGGCUGUUAUUGACUAACUGAAUUUGAAUUCAUUUGAAAAUGGUCCAAAUUCAAAAAAAAAUGCAUGAUUAAAAAUCCUUCAGUGUUCACUCUGCCAGAAUUUCUGCAUGUGGAAUUUUUUUCAAAUUGAACAGGAUGCUGGAAGGGAUUAAAAUUAACUAUUUGCUUCCUUUGCUUAUUCAGAAUUGUUUCCUAUUUACUCUCUGAUCAUUAUUAAGCUUUCAACUGCUGUUGAUGCAUUUCUGUUAACUGCUGUUGUCAUUUCAUUCAUCAGGCAAGGUAAAGCUAUUUGUUUAAUUAACUUUUUUUUCUUUUUGCUGACGUGAGUUGCAUAUUCAUUCUCUUAACCAUUAAAACUUAAACUAAUUCAGUACAAAUCUAUGAAUAAAACAAUGAUGAUGUUUGGUUUUCAUCAUUGUCAGCUUUUUUGGGGCUUCUCUUAAAACUAAUUCAACCAUUCUGGAGUGCUGGCAUUUCAACUUAAGUUCAUUAGAGUUCAAACACUUUAGCCCACAGUAGUAUACCGCCUCAGCAUAUUCAUAAAAGAAGUUGGAGUGUGUGCUAUGAAUUGAUUGUGGAAAAUAAUUACUUCGCAUUACAAUGAAAGAAUCUUCAUUUUUCAGUGGGCAAUUCAGGAGGUGGGUUGGAGGAAUGGGUCUUGAAGGAGAGAAUGGUGCAAUUCUUCAUUGUUAAAAUUCUUAAAAGCCCAUGAAGGAAAAGAAGACAAUUGGCAAUAUAUAUGACUGAGUAAAUGUACUGAUAAUUAAGUAUGUUUAAUAUUACUAUUUGAAUGUUGAGCUGUUUUAAAUAAAGAUGCACUGCAUUCUUUUUUUCAAAAUGUAGAACAAAAAGGUAUGCUUAACUACCACCUGAACAUUUUUUGUCAUGUUUCUUUUCCAAAGUCUAAAGACCUUUUACUGCUUUUUAAAUGUCAUUCAUCUGCUUUGAACUCUGGCUUUAAGUAUUGUAAAUUUGUAUGCGUUAGUCACUGAUUUUUUUUGCUCUCUCCCCACUCCCUCACAAAAUACUGUUAUCUCAGCUCUGCCAGUCAGCAAUAUCUUGUGUGCAGCAUAGCUCACAAUUCACUUGAGUAAUUGCAGUUUGCACUUUGCACUGUGCUUAAAAUAAAAAG
Molecule: messenger RNA, 8879 nt
Organism: Pristis pectinata (smalltooth sawfish)
Lineage: Eukaryota; Metazoa; Chordata; Chondrichthyes; Rhinopristiformes; Pristidae
Gene: sgpp1b
Product: sphingosine-1-phosphate phosphatase 1b
Exons: 3
Coding region: 474-1817 (447 amino acids)
Biological process (GO): phospholipid dephosphorylation; sphingosine metabolic process
Cellular component (GO): endoplasmic reticulum membrane
Molecular function (GO): sphingosine-1-phosphate phosphatase activity
Source: RefSeq, a predicted model, not a curated record